AGCUGCGGCAGAACACUACGCGACUGCACCUCCAGCAAUCCUCUCAUCCAACAACUGGCACAAUACUAGCAUGACGGGUAUCGAGCGCAGUCGAGUCCCUCCGCCUAUAUCCCCUCCUUUGAACUACACGGCACACGGCAUUCCUGGAGCUGUGCCCGUGAAUAGAGGCUCGGUUGACAGAUUGCCUCAUGCGUAUCAGACCAAUGGAUCUUUGACAAGUCAUGGAUAUCUUCAACAGCACAAUCCGAGAUAUCCUCAAGACGUCUACUCUGCCCGCAAUUCUGUUUCUUCUUACUCUCCCGGAAGCGGCACUUCGUACUCAGGUUCUACCAUGCCAACCCAUUUUCAAGAAAAUUCUGGACUCACCCGUCACGAUGGGCCACCUUUCAAAGAAACAAAUGUUAUCCAUCCAAUUGUCAAUGUGCGAAACCAUCAACUAAUUCCGGAGAUAACUGCAAGCAUACAAAAGGGCUUUUUCCAAGUCGAUCAGAAGUGGACCUGUUACCGCAGAAACUACUUUGCAGUAUCUUGUGCAUUUUCAUUCAAGAAUAAUGGUUGCGACACCCCAUUUUACCUCCACCGCAAUGGCCAGGAUGAUCCCAUCCAAGGUUUUGCUGUUUCAAUUUCAGCAAAGACCGCUCUCGGCGGAAACAGCGAGAGCGAGACCCGUGGCCUUGUUCAGCACACGCCUAAGCGUGACAAGGCCACAGAAACCGUACCUGGUAGACACUUGAUUUCUCCGACACCUUCUCAGUCGAUGAGCACAAAUGGAGCAUACACUGGCGUGGCCCAUUUGUACGGGACACAACAUCACGUUCCUCCAACGAUGAUAGGAGCAUACGGAGCUUUUGACAACCAUAGCGCCAAUGCUGUUCCCACCACAUAUACUUUUGAGAGAAUACAAUUUCAAAAGGCAACGGCCAACAAUGGUAAACGCCGAGCGCAACAGCAAUACUUUUUGCUUGUUGUGGAGCUCUCUGCCAACAUUGCUAGAUCACCAGGCGAUGAAAAUUGGGUUGUGAUUGCCACCAAAGAGUCCGAUCCUAUGGUUGUACGUGGCAGAUCACCUGGUCACUAUAAAGACAACGGCAGGCGAGACAGCCAAAGCAGCAUGGACCCUGAUCGUGGAAGCGGGCACGGCGGUGAUGGUGGUUCCGGAUCACUGCCUCCUUCAGGUUUCUCUCAGUCUCAAUCACUCAACUGGCAUAUCGAGCACCACCGACAGAAUGGACAUUAUCCAGGUUCUAUCUACCGACAGGCUAUGCGCUCAGACUUCUCGCCUGUGAGCAUGGCUUCGUCAACCCACUUGGGCGGCACGCCAACUGAAAGCGAACCUAUCUUUGGCGACAAUCGGCCAGCGAACUCACCCUGCACGCUGUCCACGAUCCAUUCUCCCCUGACACCACUUUCUGAAGGGAGCGUGGAUGAAGACAUGAUGUUCCCCUUUAGCCGCCCUCGCAUGGGGCGCAAGAGGUCAUACGACAAUGACGGCCAUGAUGAGCAGCCAAGGCUCCAUCUUUCAGGGCUAUUCACUGACAGUACUUCGUCGGUAGUCGAAUUCUCGACCAACCCAUACUCGAAAUUGCUGUGUGCAUCAUCCUAAUCACUACGAGCACAUGUGGUCGUGAGGCGACCUCAGGCGAACCUGAACCCUUUCAGGAGACACCUGGGGGCCAGCCUCACUUUUGUUGAACAAGGGACAUUUGUGGAGUUGCAAGUUUAGGCUUUUUUCUUUUGUGGUAUAUUUAGCGAUACGGAUACGAGAUUUACGGUUCA
Exophiala oligosperma is the source of this 1776-nucleotide messenger RNA. RefSeq lists its product as uncharacterized. Gene Ontology annotation, molecular function: DNA binding; DNA-binding transcription factor activity. The record is from RefSeq and is a predicted model, not a curated record. Bases 71 to 1603 code for a protein of 510 amino acids. Gene Ontology annotation, cellular component: nuclear chromosome. NCBI's taxonomy places the organism in Eukaryota, Fungi, Ascomycota, Eurotiomycetes, Chaetothyriales, Herpotrichiellaceae. The transcript is spliced from 2 exons. Gene Ontology annotation, biological process: meiotic cell cycle; positive regulation of transcription by RNA polymerase II.